CGACAUGUCGACAGUCAGCCUCUAAAGUGUUUUCUCGGUCGUUCCCUAAUUCUUUGGCGGCGGACUGAUGCGGUGAAGGGCCGAUGCCGGGCCGUAGCCCCAGGCCGCUGAGCUGAGAGGGAGAAGCAGGAGGAUGCAGUGGGUCACUCUGGCGGUGGCCCUGGGGUGUGUGUGUCUUUCCCGGGCAUCGCACACCCCCACCCCUACCCCCACCUCCACACACACCCCUCUAGUGGACAACUCCGAGGAGGAAGUGGAUGAACCGUGCUUCGAGCCGUGCACUUGCGAGGUCAAAGAAGGCGUGCUGCAUGUGCACUGCGAUGGGCGGAGCUUCACUAAUGUCAGCCAGGUGUCACAGUCGUGGGUCCGCCCUUUCAAACUCAACCUCCAGAGGAACUCUCUGAGGCGUCUCUAUAGCAACGGGUUCCAGCACCUUGGCAACGCGGUGUCGAUAAACCUUGGCAACAAUGCACUCCAGGACAUCAGAGUGGGAGCUUUCCACGGGCUGGCCAAACUGAGACGCCUGUACCUCCACGAGAACAAGCUGGAGGUCUUCAGAAACGACACCUUCGCCGGGUUAGAGGCGCUGGAAUACCUCCAGGCCGACUACAAUGUGAUCAAACGAAUCGACAGUGGCGCUCUGAGGUUCCUCUACAAGCUCCGGGUUCUCAUCCUCAACGACAACCUGAUCCCCGUCUUGCCUGCUCAUCUGUUCAGAUCUGUGUCUCUGACUCAUCUGGACCUGCGGGGAAACCGUCUGAAGAGCCUGGCAUAUGCUGGGACGCUGGAGUACGUCGGUCGUUCCCUGAUGGAGCUACAGCUGGAGGAGAAUCCCUGGAACUGCGGCUGCGAGGCAGUGCAGCUGCAGCAGUGGCUGGGUCAGAUCCCUUACACGGCGGUAGUCGGGGAUGUUACCUGCGAGUAUCCCUUCCACCUUCACGGCAAGGACUUGAGGGAAAUACCCCGCAAGGAGCUGUGCGCUGACCUCCCUGAUAAAGAGCUGCAAGCGGAGGGAGGAGGUCCGUCAGCGGGAUCACAGCCCCAACAUUUGCCCCCAAACUCUAAACCUAACUCCCAUCCCGGGCGAGUCAGGCCGACUAAACCGUCCUCAAUGGUCCACGGUUCCCGCCAGAACACUCAUACCUCCUCUACGUCGUCGUCUUCGUCCUCAGCGGAGCGUAAAGAGCGGGAGAGGCAACCGAGGCCCACAAAACGGCCUCGACCAUCCAAAACAUCACCCACACCUCGCAGCUUGAUGCCCAACCCAAAUCCCCCUGUCGCCGGCUACCAGACACGUCCCCCCAUCCCGAUAAUUUGUCCCCUGGGCUGCACGUGCAACCUACACAUCACAGACUUGGGCCUAACCGUCAACUGCAAGGAGAACGGCUUCCUCAACGUGUCCCAGCUCACGCCCCGGCCCCUCAACGGCCGCAAGCUGUACCUGAGUGGAAACUUAAUCCAGAGGAUCUACCGCACAGACUUCUGGAAUUUCUCCAGCCUCGACCUGCUUCACCUUGGGAACAACCGCAUCUCGUACCUCCAGGAGGGCGCCUUCUCCAGCCUCACGAGCCUGAGGAGCCUCUACCUGAACGGCAACAACCUGGAGAGGCUCAGUCCCCACAUGUUCCUGGGGCUGCAGAAUCUGAGGUACCUUUAUUUUGAAUACAACGAGAUCCGCGAGGUUGAUCCCGGGACCUUCGACUCCAUGCCGUCCCUCCAGCUGUUGUUCCUCAAUGCCAACCUGCUGCGGAGUCUUCCUCUCGGCGUGUUUUCUGGAGUUAAUCUGGCUCGACUCAAUCUGAGAAACAACCACCUUCUGCUGCUUCCUAUGGAGGGCGUGCUGGAGCACCUCACCGGACUGGUGCAGGUGGAUCUGCAGCAGAACCCGUGGGAAUGCAACUGUGAAGCAGCUCCACUGAAGCGUUGGCUGGAGGGGCUCAGCGCCGUGGUGGUGGUGGGAGAGGUGGUCUGCCACUCCCCGGAAAAGACCAAAGGAGUAGAUCUCCGCUCCCUCUCCAUGGAGCUGCUGUGCCCUGAGCUGGAGCCCCAGGAGGACCAGGAGCAUGAGGAGCAGACAGCCACCUCCACAGCUGCCGACAGCGGUGUAUCGGUUGGAUACCCCGGCUCAGGGCUGGGCCCCCUGAUCCCUCCUGGGAAGGAUUCAAUCCCUCUGUCGGUGUUAGUGCUCAGCCUGCUGGUGUUGUUUGUGUCGGCAUUCUUUGCGGCAGCGGCACUAAUCGCCUACGCCCUGAGGAGGAGGGACAAGCUGCCGUUCCGUCGCCAGGGAGAGGUAGACUUGGCCGGCAUCCAGAUGGAGUGUGGGAUCUUCACAGAGCAGACACACCACCACCAUCACCACCAUCACCACGGCCUCCCGGAGACACCGCCCCUACCUCCGCCCGAACACAACCACGUAUACGACACCAUCUUGCCCCCAGAGGCUGCGUCGAAAGGUCCUAACCCCGCUGCAGCCCCACACAUGUGUAGCAACCCUAUCUACAAAGAGGAGGAUGCGGCGGUGAAGCAGCGGCCGCCGCCGCAGCAGCAGCAGACGUUUGCAGCUUCCAAAGAGAGCGAGGGAGGAUACUGCCCUGCAGAGAAGGAGAGGGAGUGGACACUCGAGGUGUCCUCGUCGCCCAUCAACACCGUCACAGGAGCGAUGGGACCGCUCCCCGGCCUCAACGGCAUCCUCUGCCCCACAGUGAUCGACAGCCAGGGCCCCACCCCUAAGGUCGAACUGGUGGACUGCCUCUUCAGACUCCCCACCCCGGAGUUCAGAGACCUGCCAGACAGGUACGCAAGGCCGCCGCCCCGCUACCCUCACCCCCAAGACUCCAAACAGGACGCCAGACCCGAACAAACGCUCGUGGUCACCACCGCCAGCGCCACAGCAGGCGGUGGUAACAGCGGCCAGAGCGAGCAGGGCGCCAGACUGAGGACCACGCCAGACUACAUGGAGGUUCUGGACCGGUCUUACCAGUUUUAACCCUCCCCGCUCUUCCUCCUCCUCCUCCUCUUCCCGCUGCCCCUCUUCUCUUGUCUCCUCAUCAUCUCCCUCUCUGGUGAUGAAUCAUCCAGUAACAAUGACUCCUGUACAGAGGCUGGCGUGGCUUUGAGAGGAGCCUGUGGGGGAGCGGGACUUCACUACACACAUGUUUAUUCCUGGAUAACGAGCUGAGGUCAGUUUUUGUAUUUUCCCCACUACUGGCGUAUAGGUUUGGAAAGGAUUAUCAGAUCCCAGAUCUCUGCCUGGAGGCGAAACUUCAGCUGCAGCUACUACAGAUUUUUUUUUUUUCCUCACAAUCGUAAAGUACUGAGGCUCCGUUUUUCUACUCGGCGCCGCAGUGAGCAGGAGACAGUACCGUGGGCGUCAGUGUUCAUAUUCUCUCAAAAGACCUGCGUGGAGGUGAAACUCGCCAGCUCCCUGCGACAUCAAACACAGAGUCAUAAACUGUGACGGGCAGAAGGUGCGGAGCAAACUGGGUGGACGAUGGAGAACCGACGGAGACAAAGAGGGAAAGAGAAAACAGCCAAGUGCCUUAGCAAUGAACAGCCAGCAGUGUGGUCAAUGCUUAUUUUUCUAUGAAUACAGAUCUAUUUAUCUAAACAAAGAGGUUUGACUACCAACGGAUGGGACGCUGAUGGACGACUGAGACUGAAACCAAUCAAAAAAGCCGCCGAAUGAUUGCAUUCCCCUGGAUGAGCCAAAAAUAAUACUAUACCCAGUCAAUAUCGGAGUUGUUUGUAUGCAGUUCAGUUCAUUUUCAUUUCAUCCGGUUAACUUAAUUUGCCAGUUGAAUUUUUUUACAGGGCUAGAUGAGGGACAUAUCCAGGAAUAGUUUGGUUGCUGUGUGAAAUUAUAAAAAGGUUUUAUGGAUGAAAGGAAUUAUCUUUUUUUUUUCCAAAACAAAGGAAGGCCGACACAUAGAAGGACACUGUUGCAAUGGAUGCAUUUUGGAUUUCUUAAUCAGCCAGACUUAAUGAGGCCACACGGACCUCUACUCCCUGUUUUCUUUCAUCGGACAAAAGGCACAGAGGUUAUUGAUUUUUACGAAUUUCUCAGAGGAAAAUUGAACGGCAAAAAAAGAAACAAUGGACU
Molecule: messenger RNA, 4099 nt
Organism: Plectropomus leopardus (leopard coralgrouper)
Lineage: Eukaryota; Metazoa; Chordata; Actinopteri; Perciformes; Serranidae
Product: SLIT and NTRK-like protein 3
Biological process (GO): positive regulation of synapse assembly; axonogenesis
Cellular component (GO): postsynaptic density membrane; GABA-ergic synapse
Molecular function (GO): protein binding
Source: RefSeq, a predicted model, not a curated record